Messenger RNA from Oikopleura dioica, 642 nucleotides. The record is from the annotation of a GenBank genome assembly. NCBI's taxonomy places the organism in Eukaryota, Metazoa, Chordata, Appendicularia, Copelata, Oikopleuridae.
AUGAAGACGGAAGAUAAACGCGGAGAAUCAAAGCCCGAAUGCCGAAAAAUCCUCAGUCAAAUUUUACCGCAUCUAUUCGUCGGGUCCGCUGACGACAUUUCCGAGUCGUCUUUGCUGGAGAAUCGAAUAGAUCUCGUCAUCAACGCAACCACUCAAUAUGAAAAGCCGAAAUAUCUCCUCGACGAAAAUUACCUGCAAAUUCCAGUGUUGGAUACAGAGUCAGAAAGUCUGAUAGAUUUUUUUGACCAGUGCUUUGAUUUUAUUGAUAAUGCGAGGCUGAAAAAUAAGCGAGUGAUGGUUCACUGUCAAGCUGGAAAAUCAAGAUCUGCCACGAUCGCAAUAGCUUAUAUUAUGCGCUACAAAAAGCUGUCAAUGGACGAAGCCCACCUUUUCGUCCGUUCCAAGCGCCACCAAAUCGACCCGAACUUUGCUUUUCUCGGCCAAUUGCUCGACUACGAAAGAAAACUUUCUGGCGAAACCGCUCGAGUGACUCCUGAUGGAAUUGAAAAUAAAACUGUUGAGAAAGCAACUCAGAAAACUGAAAUUCGACUAGCAGAAAGGCGGAAAAUCAUAGCUCCAAAAACCACCGCCUGGUUCACUUGUGAUUGGGGAUACGAGGAAGAGAAGGUCGAAGAAUUCUGA